Messenger RNA from Chlorella variabilis, 291 nucleotides. RefSeq lists its product as hypothetical. The record is from RefSeq and is a predicted model, not a curated record. Bases 1 to 291 code for a protein of 96 amino acids. Lineage: Eukaryota; Viridiplantae; Chlorophyta; Trebouxiophyceae; Chlorellales; Chlorellaceae. The transcript has 3 exons.
AUGCUCAGGGCAGGCCGCUGCCACGAGCUGCAGCCGAAGGUGGCCUGCUCCCUGAACGACCCCUGGGCCACGCUGGGCGUGCCCCAGACGGCUAGCGAGAAGGAGAUCAAGAAGGCGCACCGCAAGCUGGUGCUGCAGCACCACCCCGAUGUCAGGAAGGACGACGUCGUGGCGCACGCCCGCUUCAUGCGCAUCCAGGAGGCGUAUGAGCUCAUCAUGGGCAAGCGCCAGGGCAAAGACAUCGACAACCGACCCGCAGACAAGAGCGGCUGGCAGUUCCACGACUGGUGA